AAUUCCCAUUUACCCUCACAUUUCCUUCUGAUUUUCCCUUCUAACUCCCUCCCAAAAGAAAGCAAAGGAAUUGAAAUCCUUCCCAAUGGCAGGCAUCACCUCUUCUGCUGCUGUUGCCAUCCCAUCAUUCACCGGCCUAAAGUCCGCUAGCAGACCCAUGACCACCACCACUGCCAAGGUGUCAACCGCCACUCCACUCCUCCCAAAGCUCAGCAUCAAGGCUUCGCUGAAAGAAGCCGGUGUGGCUGCGGUCGUUGCCACCGCAGCCAGUGCAAUCCUGGCCGGAAACGCCAUGGCCAUCGAGGUGCUGCUGGGAAGCUCAGACGGUGGGUUGGUUUUUGAACCAAGCAGCUUCUCAGUGGCUGCGGGGGAGAAGAUAGUGUUCAAGAACAAUGCAGGGUUCCCACACAACGUGGUGUUCGAUGAGGACGAGGUGCCUUCUGGGGUGGACGCGACGAAGAUAUCGAUGAGUGAUGAGGACCUUCUGAAUGCUCCGGGAGAGACGUAUGCUGUGACUUUGACUGAGAAAGGUAGUUAUGGUUUCUACUGUACUCCUCACCAAGGUGCUGGCAUGGUUGGCAAAGUCACCGUUAACUAGACAAAGAGAGUUUAGAGUGUACUUUAGUCUCUCUCUGUGUGUGUCUGUAAAAUGAGAACUUUGAGACUAUGAUUCCAAUUCCUCUCUACUUUCUAUUUUUUGUUCUUUUUUCUUUUUUACCUCCUAUUUAAUUUCUACUUUAAUAAAUCUGGUUUUCUUUGUUAUGUUCAGGGAAAUAUUUAUUACAGACGA
Molecule: messenger RNA, 790 nt
Organism: Camellia sinensis
Lineage: Eukaryota; Viridiplantae; Streptophyta; Magnoliopsida; Ericales; Theaceae
Product: plastocyanin
Cellular component (GO): chloroplast thylakoid lumen
Molecular function (GO): copper ion binding
Source: RefSeq, a predicted model, not a curated record